Messenger RNA from Capsella rubella, 1595 nucleotides. Its product is annotated as lysM domain-containing GPI-anchored protein 1. The coding region runs from base 239 to 1498 and encodes 419 amino acids. Lineage: Eukaryota; Viridiplantae; Streptophyta; Magnoliopsida; Brassicales; Brassicaceae. The transcript has 5 exons. The record is from RefSeq and is a predicted model, not a curated record.
UCUCUCUUCUUUUCAAAAAAAGUUUAAAACUUUUCUUCUCUCUCUCCAUCUCUAGAAGAAAAAACAGAGAUUCUCUCUAAAAUACCAAACCCCUAAAAUCUCCAGAUUCAUUUUUGGAUAGUUCGAACUUACUCUUGUCUGUUGUACUACUCUCUUGUCAUUGUCCUGUCAGAGAGAGAUAGUUAUUAAAAACCCUAGGAGAUUUUGAAAUUUCUUAGAACCCUAGAGAGAGUGGAAGAUGAAAAACUCCGAAGCACCCAUCUCCAUCUCUAUCUCCAUCUUCGUCUCUCUGAUUCUAGCUUCGAGUUUCUUCUUCACUGCGACGGCGAAAUCAACAAUCGAACCUUGCUCAAGCAACGACACUUGCAACUCUUUACUCGGCUACACACUCUACACCGACCUCAAAGUCUCGGAGGUGGCAUCUCUCUUCCAAGUUGACCCAAUCUCAGUCCUUUUAGCUAACGCCAUCGAUAUCUCUUACCCAGACGUCGAGAACCAUAUCCUUCCUUCCAAGCUCUUCCUCAAAAUCCCAAUCACUUGCUCCUGCGUCGACGGAAUCAGGAAAUCUGUCUCCACCCAUUACAAAACCCGGCCUUCUGAUACUCUAGGUUCGAUUGCUGACUCUGUUUACGGAGGUUUGGUCUCUGCCGAGCAGAUCCAGGAAGCUAACUCGGUGAAUGACCCUUCGUUGCUUGAUGUUGGGACGAGUCUUGUAGUACCCUUGCCUUGCGCUUGUUUCAAUGGCACCGACAAUUCUUUGCCCGCUGUUUAUUUGUCGUAUGUUGUGAAGGAGAUUGAUACAUUGGUCGGAAUCGCGAGGAGGUAUUCGACUACUAUUACUGAUUUGAUGAAUGUGAAUGCUAUGGGAGGUCCUGAUGUUAGUUCUGGAGAUAUUCUCGCUGUUCCUUUGUCAGCUUGUGCUUCGAAGUUCCCCAGCUACGCCUCAGAUUUCGGAUUAAUUGUUCCAAAUGGUAGCUACGCUCUAGCUGCAGGUCACUGUGUGCAGUGCAGCUGUGCACUUGGGAGUCGCAAUUUGUAUUGUGAGCCUGCUUCUUUAGCUGUCUCAUGCUCAAGUAUGCAGUGUAGGAACAGCAACCUCAUGCUUGGUAACAUCACAGUGCAGCAGAGUAGCGCUGGCUGUAAUGUUACAACCUGUGAUUACAAUGGUUUUGCCAACGGAACUAUCUUGACCAUGCUGACCAGGUCUCUUCAACCUCGAUGUCCCGGACCUCAACAAUUUGCACCUCUUCUAGCUCCACCGGAUACUGUUCCAAAGGAUGUAAUGUAUGCACCAGCACCUUCACCUGAUUUUGAUGGUCCUGGAUCGAUAGCAUCUUCGCCAAGAUCAUCUGUGCUUCCUUCAAGCGGUGGUUCCUUCCCAGGUAAUCCAGCUAAUGGUCCAGCCGGUAGCUCCUCAACCGCCUCUGCCUUCUCGGUUAACUACUUCUGCACAUUUCUCAUCUCCAUUGCUUCUUUCUCCUUUGUUUUCUCAUGUUGAUUCAACAACAAUUGUUUAUUUUCCGCGCAUUAAAACCUCUUAUGUGAAAUUGUUGAUGAGUAAAACCAAAACAUUGGUUAUUGAUCUCUUUGAUUUA